GCCGUUAGUGGUUGCUAUGGAUACCAAACCACUUGCCUGUGAAAUUCGUUUUCUUGAAAACUCGGACCUGUAAUAGCACUCCGUCGUAUUCUUGAAUUAAAAUGAGCGAAAUUGGAAUCUUAGAAAUUAGCUGGAUUCAAGGAUUUACAAGAGACAAUGUCGAAUUUGUGGACAAUAAUACAGUGUGUUACGCGUGUGGGAAUCAUAUAUGCUUCCUAAACCUGGAGACGAAAACACGGAACGUAUUUCCGAGUCCUGGCAGAAGCGUCGGUGCGCUGACAACUGACUGCAGAAGUGGAACGUUUGCUUUCUCUGAGAGAAAAUUGGAUCCGUCUAUAUUUGUGCACACUUUUCCGGAAUUAGAGCUGAAAAAUGAACUGAAAGGAAAUACACCACUGGAUUAUACAUCUUUGACAUUAAGUGAUGGAGGGCCUUAUUUGGGCUCCUGCUCGUCGCUUCCUGACUACUCCAUCACAGUGUGGAACUGGGAAAAGGCUGAGUUGCUCUGUACACAGUCUCAAGGUGGACAGGAUGUAAUUUAUUUGGAGUUCAACCCCUUGAAUUGCCUCCAGCUUUGUGCUUUGGGCACCACAACCCUCACUCUCUGGAACAUAGAGAGAUGUGGGUCUUUCCAUCUGUUGAAACCAAGUGCAAUACAGCUUCCAGAAAUCCCGGACUCCUCUUCAGAGAAACCAACUCCCACUUCCACAAAGGACCCAAACUGCAUUUCUCAAAUUCUGGCUGCCCUUUCAGAGCCUAAGGCAGCCCCAGUAACUCCAUCUACCGUAUGCUGGACAGCCACAUCGCAACUUUGUGUGGGCUGUGCUGAAGGCUAUCUCCUUCUUGUUGAUCCCGAGAGCCUCUCUGUUUCAGUCCUUUUUGACCCUAAAGCUGCGGGUGCCAUUCCUGAACUCAAAAGCUUCUAUUUUCAAGCUGUAGCCCUUUAUGGCAAUGGUCUUAUUGCAGUAGGAAAGGAGAGUGUGAUGCACUGUCUGCAGAGCAAAGAGACUCAAAUCAGCAUCAGACAAACUUGGGAGUUAGAGAGACCUGUUACGACUGCAGUGGUCUCCCCCAACAAAGACAAACUGCUUCUGUCCGCCAAUACAGGGCAGAUCUAUGUGCUGAAGACAGCACAUAGAUCAGACCAGAUUGAGAAGAUCUUGGAUGAUCACAGUGGCAACUUUUUGUCAGCUGCUAUGUUCUCUGACAAGAACAUUUGUGUGUCAUUAAGGGAUAGUGGCAUUCUGCAGCUGUGGUCCUCCGGUGGCACCUGCAUCGCCUCCCUGCCCCUAGAAACAGAGGUGAUAAACGUCACCUGCUGUCCCAUUGCACAUUACGCCGCUGUUGGAACAGCUUCAGGAAAAAUCCUUUUCGUUGACUUGAACUUUGAGAAGCAGCUUCGCCUGGUGCACAAGGUUCAUCUCUACCACACUGCUGUGGAUCACAUAGUUUUUGAUCAAGAGGGGCGCUACCUUCUCUGCAGUGGAUUGGAUUCACAUCUAUAUGUACUCGAUGGAAGGCCAUCAGCAAAGUUUGCAGUUCUAGGAUAUGUCGAGGUUCCUGGCAGAAUUUUGUCACUUUCCACACAAUGCGUCGCCCGUGGUGAGGAUGUGAAAGGUCUUGCGCUCUGUGGUUCACAAGAGGACAAAAAGAAUGAGGGGAGCUGGCUGCUGAUAUUUUGUCUACCUUUCAAGGGCAUUGGAGGUCCUUUUUCUGUAGACCACCAAGGUUGUCUGCACAUUCCCAAAAUAUUCAAAUUCAAAGUGCCAGCUCCACUGACUUCCUGCAUUCUUGGGAUCGGUGAGGCCUUUGGUUAUUGUCACGAAAAAAAAUCUCUUCAGCGAUUUCAUUACCAAGAAAGUACAUAAUCAUUUUCCUUGGCUUCACGACAAAGUAUUAGUUUGUGCGUGUCUGUUAUAUAAACUUUUGAUAUCAAUAUAUUUGCAAUAAUCUGUAAAUACAUUGAUUAUUUUUUUUUUACUCAAAUAUUAUUGCAAAGUGCCACAGAUGUGACACUGCUGUUGUGCCUGCAGGAGCUCUGCUGUCAGCGGCGGUGUCAUUCAAAACGCCUCGGUGGAAUCCGGAGUGUGUCCUUCUCCCCAGACAGUCUGAAAGUCGUCACUACUGGCAUAGGCGAUGGGUCCCUCCUCUGCACUAAGACCAAAGCUGAAGAUGCAGAUAUAGCUCAUUUCAAAAGCCGCCAGAUUAGGGCUCAGUCCAUAAGGACCUCAUUCAUUUCUGAAAACCCCGUCCUGAUUAACCUUCCUGUGUGGGAAGAGGAGACUCCAGUUAGCAGCAAGAAAACGGAGGAAACCGAGUUCGGCCUUGAUGCAACAGAGGAAGAUGAGCAUUACCUUCCCCCUGCUUCAGCCACCACGUGGUUGGAAAAAAGACAUGAAGAAAUUGUGAAGGAAGACAACAAAGAGCAUGCAGAAACUAAGAAAGAGCUAAGAGAUACCAUGAAAGAGUUACGGGAGGCUGUUCAUAAAAUGAUGCUUGAGAAUGAAAGCUUCCCAAUAAAACAGUUUAACUUAGAUGUGGAGGAGCAGAAGAGACUGGACGCCAUGGCGGAGGAGGAAGCCCAGAAGGUGAAGGCCGAAAUUGAGCGGGAUAUUCUAGAAAAGCAGUACCAACGAGACGUCCUGAAGAGAGAAUGCUGGGAUUCUAUGUUGGUCAAACCCCGGAGCAUCAACGCGUUCCACUCUAAGUUAGCUGUGCAGAACUAUCCCCUCAAAGAUCGAAGAGAGAAGGAGUUGGAGGACAUCCGCAGGGUUCAAAAUAUGAGGACGAUUGAAAAAGCUGCAAGCAAACUGAUGGCCCAGAGGAAGGACAGCAGCAAACCAGAGGAAGGCCAUGUGGCAGAGAGUGCAGACAGUGAAGAACUCUCAGCUCUGUUAGCCCUUGCCAACAAAUACCUCUACGACCAGUUCAGCAUGCAAACUGUCGAACAGCGGGUCAACCAGAUCAUACUGAUACAGGACUUGAUUUAUAGUAUCAAGAUGGCUUUCAACUCCGACUUCGAUGCCCUGUUCAAGCGGAAACUGAAAGAGAUCAAAAUAGUGGACGACAGGAACAAAAACAUCAGGGACAUCAUGCUGGAGCUGGACAUCGAGGAGGAGCUGUGGGAGCCCCGCCUGGCCGACAUGGAGUGGCCAGAGAGGCUGUUAAUCGUGGAGGACUCUGAGAUUAAAGCGGAGAAAUACCUCACCCCAGAGCAGAAAGCAGAGGAGGAGAGGCUUAGGUUGGAGAGGGAGGCCCGCCUGGCUGCACACAAAGACGACAGCAGAGAGAGAGCUCUGAAAGACAUGAUGGACGGAGUCCUUGAAGUGAAAAAAGUGGACAUUUUAAAAGUGGAAAUAUUUCCUCCUGAGUUUUCUUUGACCAAACCUCCCAUUCAGUGGAGUGAAGAGGAGAAGAAAGUCUAUAAAGAAUAUGAAAAGAACUUUAAAGAGCUCACAGAGGAGAAGGAGAAAUAUAAACGGGGAUUGGAAUUUGAGAUGAAAAAGCUGCAUGAAAUAAUCAAAGAGUCAACGGAAAAGUUUGAUGAGUCACUCACAAAGCUGUUUGAGAAGAAAGUAAAGUUCAUGGCUACUAUAUAUCAGGAAGAGCUGAAAAUCACCUAUCUUGCCCAGGCGGUGCGCAAGGUGGAGGAGAUGAACCGGCAAGAGCAAGAGCUCAAGCUCAAACUUGAACAACUCCUGGCACAAAAGGUAAAGACAGAGAAAGACUUGAUGGGAUUCAAGGACAUGGUGGAACAGUUUCAGUUCGAGUACGAGGACAUUGUAGCCGAAGACAAAAAUCUCGACAGCGAAUUCAGGAAAGAGUUUGCUGAUCUACCAAAGUAUGUGACUGAUCAGCUUUACAAACUGUUCAAGCGUAGACCCAGAGUUCAAAGGAUGAGGACGCAGUCUGUAGAUGACUCCAACGUGUUCAGGCAGCACUGUCUGAACACCUCCGCUCUUGAUGGACUCAGCCAAACACUCGCUGGCAUGGAGGAGUCGGAUGCUCCGGAAAACAUGCCAAAAGGAGUGACCCAGUUUGUCUGGGAGAAAUUUUGUGCUGUGCGCAAAACAAAAGUAGAGAGUGAACAAAAGAUAAAAGUAAAUGGUUUGGAGCUUGCCGAGAUGCAGGCCUUCCUGCAGAGACGGUUAGAUGAAGAUAAUGCUGCCCAAGAAGAAAUUAAGCAGCAUUUUGAAGAACUCCGAAGCCUGAGGACCAAGAGGAACCAGCAUCUCAUGAACCCUAUGAUCCUGGUUGUCCUGCCACAGGGACAGGUGGAGACGUCCUCCGUGGAUCUGACAGCUGAAACGGCUGAGACUGACUACAUCCUUAUCAACAGAAGUGUGGUGGACAACCUCAAAGAGAAAAUCAGGAGAGUUGCAGAGCAGAAGAUAACCUACAUGGAGGCACGCUGUGAGGUCCGUAAGGACAUCAUCCAGCUGGAGUGGCAGCACCGGGUGUUGGACAAGAAGAUAGAGGACUUGCAUGAAAAGAAGAGAGAACUCAAGAUGCUUCGACUCUCAAAGGAUGACAUGGAAUGUCUCAGCAAGAAGGAUCCGAACAGUCACGUGUUGGAGAAAAUUUCGAAGAUGGAGAAAAGUAUUGAUUUCAUGAAACAGACCCAUAAAAGGGCCAUUCACCGGCGAAUGAAAAAGUUAAAACAGAUUAACAAAAAGAUAUCAAUGACAGCAGACAGCACUGAUGGUAUAAAGAAGAAUCUUCCUGAGAUGGAGACUUCUGUGGCAGAGCUGAGACAUAUUUACGAAGCCGCAGCUACCGAGGAAAAUGAGGCAGCGGAAAGAGACGAGCGCUACCAGGAGAUUGUUCAUAGGCGCAAACUGGAGGACCUCGCUAGGGCUAAGUCGGACGAACUGGACCUCCUCCGGAAGGAAGUUGAGCGUCUGGAAAGGAGGAAUUUUCCCUCACUCGAUCAGAUGAAAUACAACUAGCGCCCAACCCUAGUUGUAUUUGAGUUGUAGCUUAUUGUAACGAGCUUGGAAGUGCCUGAAAAUUACACAUGUUCGCGAUGUUGAGACAUUUGUCGUGUUUAUGUGUCGUUCUAACCAUUUCUCACUUGUAUUGCGUCAAGGCACAGUUGCCUUUGUGCUAUCUGUUACCACAUAGUUUAUUUAUUCAUACACUGAUUUGCUAACAGAAUAUUUAGUGUUAUUUUUGCUGCGAACAAGAGCAAGCACCAACAAUAAAUAAGAUGAAUUGUGUUAA
Poecilia latipinna (sailfin molly) is the source of this 5223-nucleotide messenger RNA. It is a transcript of the gene cfap43, whose product is annotated as cilia and flagella associated protein 43. Gene Ontology annotation, cellular component: axoneme. The record is from RefSeq and is a predicted model, not a curated record. The transcript is spliced from 37 exons. Gene Ontology annotation, biological process: cilium assembly; sperm axoneme assembly. Gene Ontology annotation, molecular function: protein binding. NCBI's taxonomy places the organism in Eukaryota, Metazoa, Chordata, Actinopteri, Cyprinodontiformes, Poeciliidae.